GCACCUUCUCCAAUGAAAGGCUCACAGAGGGGGACAGAGAGGAGCCCAGGGGAGGGAGGGAAGGAAGGAAGGAAGGAAGGAAAGUUGGAGCAUGAGCUACAGCCUAAGUGCCAGCCCCUCUGGGCCUCAUCAAAUGGAGCUGGAGGAAGAGCCUAUGGCCUCUGGGCUGCAGGGCUCCAGAAAAAGUAAGAUCCAAGGAGACUCCUGCACAGCAAGCGAUAGCACUGUGAGUGAAAAUGAGGAGGAGAAACCUAAUCAGGAAGAUCUUGAGCAGGAUGAGUUAUCGCGACCAGCUGAAGCCCAGAGUCCUGGCUGGGGGAAAGCCAGGCCAGAAAGGCAGCAGAGAAAGAGAUGCACUAAAUCUGCUCAUCAAGCAAGAGGAUCUAAGAAACUAAAAGUCACCCUUAAUCAACAGAAACCCCCCAGGGAGGAGAGCCCCUACAUAUGUACAGAAUGUGGAAAAAGCUUCAAGGGGAGCUCAACCUUCUUGAACCAUCUGAAAAUCCACACAGGAGAAAAGCCCUUUGAAUGUCCUAAGUGUGGGAAAAGCUUCAGCAGGAAGGCAAACCUUGUGGUACAUGAGAGAAUCCAUACAGGAGAGAGACCCUAUAAAUGUAAAGAAUGUGAGAAAAGCUUUGGCCGGAGCUCAAAUCUAAUUGCACACCGUAAAACCCACAUGAAAAAGAAAUCCUAUGCCUGUGCUGCAUGUAGCAAAAGCUUCACUUGCAGCUCAGCCCUUGUCCAGCAUCAGAAAAGCCACACAGAAGAGAAACCUUACAAAUGUACUGAAUGCAGGAAGAGCUUCCGCCUGAGCUCAAACUUCCUUAAACAUCAGAAAGUCCAUGUGAGAGAGACAUCCAGUGAAUGUGCAACAGGAUGUCAUGAGGAACAAAAAAGUGGUGGCGCAGAGCAAGCAGCUAUGGACCAGUCAAGACUUAUACUUGAAGAGUUGAGGAGAAUGAGGGACAACAUGGAUAUGCUUCUUCUGAAUCAGCAAAGUCAGCUACGGGUCCUUCAAGAGAUUCAGAAACAGCUGAAUGUCCUCCUCCCGGGCAAUGAUCUCAUUAAUUCAAAUGUGUACAGCUUGGGACUUCUGUUGGGACAGCAGGCAGCUGCUAUGGCCUCUUUGCCUUUUCCUCUUCUUCUUAACCCCAGUAACCUUCUCCCAGAAAAUGCCCGGCCUUUUUCCUCUCAGGUUUCAUCCCAGACAUCUACUUCUGAAAUUCUCGCUACCACACAACCUCCAAUCUCUCAACUUCCUGCUGCUCCAACAACUGCCUGAUCCAUCCUUGUACUGUAAACAUGGCAAACAAAAUGUUUAUAUAUGAACCUGUCAUUCUGAUUUACCCUGUCUGAGGCAAAUAUGGCUUUUAUAUUGUCGAGUUACAGUUGAGGGGCCUUUCAAGUGCUUUAGCACUGACCCUGCUCUUCAUCUCUGAGGCAUCCUUUACUGAGAUGCAGUCAGUGAACAUAGGGGAUCAAAUCAAUCACACAUUUGCUUACUGUAGUAGCUGGUUUAAUACCAAGGAUGGAUUUGUCCCAGGCAGCCUCUAUUAACAAAGAUGUUCUUCAUGGAGAUGCACCUAAGUAGAGCAUCCUUAUCUGAGGUGCUCUUAGCUAAUGUGUCCCUAACUGUAUGAGGUGUACUUAAGUGGCCCUUGUCUGAGAUGUCUUUAAAAUGCACCUUGUUGAUGCACUCUGGUAAAGCUAUAAAUUUUGGUGCUGUUUCUUACUCCAAGACUUCUCCAUGAGAAAAGACUUAUAAACUUGCAUUGAUUUUAAUAUAGCACUCUGGUUUGUGUUUUUAAAAUGCUACCAUGGUUACAGUUAAUCUAUUCUUUAAAUAUCCCACAUUUUCCAUACAGGAAAAUGUGGUGCUUGUUAGUGUUUAAGUAGGUAUUUAAAUCUCUUUGAUCUAGUUAAUUAGGGUCUAGAUGGUGGCAUUUAAUCCCAGCCUAUGAGUCGGUCUCACAAGGCAAAAAGGCACAGAUUUGCAGGGAGAGCAGGCUCAGUCCCACCUUUUAAGGUAAAUAAAUUUAAGCCACUUUGCAUCAGUUUAACUAAACCUUGUGUGUAAACAAGGCCUUAGACAACAUUCCAUUGACAUAAGCUUUUACUAACAGUCCAUCUUUCAUGAGUUGAGCAUGUCCCAGUGUAAGUGUGUAAAGCUGAAUUUUAUGGCUCUAUACAUGUGCCUCUGGUUGCAGUUUGCAUAGUAAUUCUGACACUCUCUUGCUUUUAAAAUUGUUUUUUUUUAAAUAAUGGUUCUCACUUCAGUGUUCUUAAAUUUCUUCAAAAGUAGGGAAUUAAAAUAUUGCAUUUUCUUAGAGCAGAUAAUUCUAAAUCUAUCUGUGCAGUGCUUUUUCUGUCUCUUGUGGCCAACAAGGGAGAUAAAGAUCUAGUGCACUUGUGAAUCAAUUGCUUUAUUGGGGUUUGGGUAUACUACUUAAGGAUCAUGCCACGUGAAAAGGAGAGUCUGUUCUCACUAGUAAGGGCCUCCUAUUUCAUGGCUGCUUAAUUCACUCCUUGCCCUCCUGUUGAGGCAGAGUUGAGCUCAAAUAUCUUUCUUUCAUUGUUUAAAAAGAAAAUAUGGUUCAGUUCUGAGAUGGUUAGAUGAGGGAAGCAGGGAGCCAACGGAAGUUAUAUGAAGCCUCCUGUGCAAGGACAUAUUCCUAGUGGCCAAAUGCACCAGCUUUUUGGCCCCUACUUACCAGCAAGGUAAAGAGGCUGUAUUGGAACUGAUAAUCAGGCCCUCUGCUUCUAGUCCUCAGAGUUGUGAAAAAACUAAACUUGAGUGAAGACUGAUGCCUUCUCAAGUCGCAGGCAGCUUGAAAUGAUAGUUAAAAAUACAGUCCCCACCUCUGAGCUAUCUCCCUGCUUCUGAUUUAGCAGGAGUAUCCAGCUCCUGUGCUUAUCCUUUAAUUCUGAUCCACCCCCAAUACCUCUUCCCCCCCCCCCCAUUGUCAAAAGUCCCCUAUUUAGUUGCCAAAAAUCUCCGGCUUCCCCCCUUCCAACAAUUUACAUGAUAGUUAGGAAAAUGCUGCAGUGCAUCCAAAGCUGAAAGUGUUGAGACAAGCAGUUUUAUUUAAAAAAUAAAAAUAAACAUUGAC
This is a messenger RNA of Mauremys mutica (yellowpond turtle), 3110 nucleotides long. RefSeq names its product zinc finger protein 32-like. The record is from RefSeq and is a predicted model, not a curated record. The transcript is spliced from 5 exons. Gene Ontology annotation, biological process: regulation of transcription by RNA polymerase II. Gene Ontology annotation, molecular function: RNA polymerase II cis-regulatory region sequence-specific DNA binding; DNA-binding transcription factor activity, RNA polymerase II-specific. Bases 92 to 1282 code for a protein of 396 amino acids. Lineage: Eukaryota; Metazoa; Chordata; Testudines; Geoemydidae.